GGCGGGGCGGCACGCUCGCGCCCGGGCUCGCCGCGCGCCGCGCCAGAGGCUCGUGCACUCGGCAGGUUGGGCUGCGGCGGCGGCAGCUGUGGGAGCUGAGGCGCUGCGCGUGAGAGGUCCCAGUAGCGUCUGCGGCUCCAGUUCCGCCACCCUCCGCUUCUCUCACCCCAGUUUCGGUGCCGGGUGCGGAGAAGGGAACGGCGCUAGUGUUGGGAACCUCGAGCACACCCCUGGCUGCUUCCGACACCGCCAUCCUUCCUUUCCCAGCCGCGGGCCUCGCUCGGUGCGAGGCGACUCUGCGGGGAGGCGGCGGCGACCGCUGCCAGUCUGUGGGGAGGAGUCCUGCCCUGCAGCCUUACUCCGCAGCCGGGCCCUAAAGGGUCCGAAAGAGCUCGGCGCCGGUCCUUCCUCUCUCCUCUUUCGUCAGCCGGUUGGAGCAGCGUCAGUCCGAGAGGUCUCUGGGCUGAGGCGGCGGCAGCUCCUCCGGCUCCAUCAUGUCCGCGGGCGGAGACUUCGGGAAUCCGCUGAGGAAAUUCAAGCUGGUGUUCCUGGGGGAGCAGAGCGUUGGAAAGACAUCCUUGAUCACCAGAUUCAUGUAUGACAGUUUUGACAACACCUAUCAGGCAACAAUUGGUAUUGACUUUUUAUCAAAAACAAUGUACUUGGAGGAUCGAACAAUCAGGCUGCAGCUGUGGGAUACUGCGGGUCAGGAACGUUUCCGUAGCCUCAUUCCCAGUUACAUCCGUGAUUCUGCUGCAGCCGUAGUAGUUUACGAUAUCACAAAUGUUAACUCAUUCCAGCAAACUACAAAAUGGAUUGAUGAUGUCAGAACAGAACGAGGAAGUGAUGUUAUCAUCAUGCUAGUAGGAAAUAAAACAGAUCUUGCUGACAAGAGGCAAGUAUCAAUUGAGGAAGGAGAAAGGAAAGCCAAAGAGCUGAAUGUUAUGUUUAUUGAAACAAGUGCAAAAGCAGGUUACAAUGUUAAACAGCUCUUCCGACGUGUUGCAGCGGCUUUGCCUGGAAUGGAAAGCACACAGGAUAGAAGCAGAGAAGACAUGAUUGACAUAAAACUGGAAAAGCCUCAGGAGCAACCAGUCAGUGAAGGAGGCUGCUCCUGCUAAUCCCCCGUGGCAUCUUUAACUUUUCUCCAGAAGCUCACUGCUUUGGCCCCCUUACUCUUUCAUUGACUGCAGUGUGAAUAUUGGCUUGAACCUUUUCCCUUCAGUAAUAACGUAUUGCAAUUCAUCAUUGCUGCCUGUCUCGUGGAGAUGAUCUAUUAGCUUCACAAGCACAAAAAAGUUCAGUGUCUUCAUUAUUUAUAUUUUACAAAAAGCCAAAUGAUUACAACAUACUCCAGUGAUAACUUUAAAAAUUAGAUACAUUUUCUCAACUUUUUUUUUCCUUUUCAAUGUUAAUGAUAAUGUACUUCAAAAUGAUGGAAAUUUCAACAGUAUGUGGUUUGGUUAAGGAGCAGUUGUUCAUAGCAGCACUUGCCUACCAACUUGAUCUCUUUCUGCUUUUCUCACCUCUCCCUUACUGUAUUCCCUGUUCUUACUCUCUAUCAAAACAAAUGAGGUAUGACAAAGCAGCAAUCAGACCAAGCCCAUUGGAUCCUUCAAAUUUAGCGAUACCACUUGUUCUAGCCUUGGACCAAGAUGUCCAAAAAUAUUAUUGAGCAGUGAUAUAAAUUACUUAGACUUUAUUUGAGGUCAAAACUCAGCUAUCAUGAGUAGGCAAGUGCUUGGAUAAGACGGGUUCUGUUGCAUCUUCAAAAUGAGUCCUAAUGAAUACACUGAGUACUUAAGUCAAGUGAACGUAAAAUGUGUUUCAGACCAAAACCGAUGACCCUUUCACAUGUUAGUCUCUGGGAGAGAAGGGUAACACUAUUCAGAACAUGUUUUUAAUACUGAAUUCUUCCAGUGAACUAUUUCUCCCAGGAUUUUAAAAAUUGUCAAGAUAAAGUUAUUCUCUUUGUUUAAAAAAA
Molecule: messenger RNA, 1984 nt
Organism: Lontra canadensis (Northern American river otter)
Lineage: Eukaryota; Metazoa; Chordata; Mammalia; Carnivora; Mustelidae
Gene: RAB6A
Product: RAB6A, member RAS oncogene family
Exons: 8
Coding region: 495-1121 (208 amino acids)
Molecular function (GO): GTPase activity; GTP binding
Source: RefSeq, a predicted model, not a curated record